Molecule: messenger RNA, 1587 nt
Organism: Raphanus sativus (radish)
Lineage: Eukaryota; Viridiplantae; Streptophyta; Magnoliopsida; Brassicales; Brassicaceae
Product: glutamate dehydrogenase 1
Exons: 9
Coding region: 156-1391 (411 amino acids)
Biological process (GO): L-glutamate catabolic process
Cellular component (GO): mitochondrion
Molecular function (GO): L-glutamate dehydrogenase (NAD+) activity
Source: RefSeq, a predicted model, not a curated record
UAAAUCACGUGCAGUGUAUACAGUAUACACACACUCUCUACUAUAUAUUUGUGUGCAUAGUAAGCUGUAAUUUCACUGACACCCAUCGUUUUAAUACAGCGUUCUGAUCAAAGCCCCAAAGAAAAAAAAAAAGACCAAACAGAGAAAAAAAAGACAUGAAUGCUUUAGCAGCAACAAACAGAAACUUCAAGCUUGCUUCUAGGCUUCUGGGUUUAGAUUCUAAGCUCGAGAAGAGUCUUCUCAUCCCCUUCAGAGAGAUCAAGGUGGAGUGUACCAUACCAAAAGACGAUGGGACACUAGCAUCGUUUGUUGGGUUCAGAGUCCAACACGACAAUGCAAGAGGUCCUAUGAAAGGUGGAAUCAGAUAUCAUCCCGAGGUUGAACCGGACGAAGUGAACGCAUUGGCUCAGCUCAUGACGUGGAAAACAGCAGUGGCUAAGAUUCCGUACGGAGGAGCCAAAGGAGGGAUUGGCUGUGAUCCGAGCAAGCUCAGCGUCUCUGAGCUUGAGAGACUGACUAGAGUCUUCACUCAGAAGAUUCAUGAUCUCAUUGGGAUUCACACUGAUGUUCCAGCUCCUGAUAUGGGCACUGGUCCUCAGACAAUGGCUUGGAUUCUUGAUGAGUACUCUAAGUUCCAUGGAUACUCUCCUGCAGUUGUCACUGGAAAACCCAUCGAUCUUGGUGGAUCACUCGGGAGGGACGCGGCUACUGGAAGAGGAGUGAUGUUUGGAACCGAAGCUUUGCUUAACGAACACGGAAAGAGCAUCUCAGGUCAACGUUUUGUCAUCCAGGGGUUUGGGAAUGUAGGCUCAUGGGCGGCGAAGCUGAUAAGUGAGCAAGGUGGGAAGAUUGUUGCGGUGAGUGACAUUACCGGAGCUAUCAAGAACAAGGACGGUAUUGAUAUCGAGAGCUUGCUUAACUAUACCAAAGAACACAGAGGUGUUAAAGGGUUUGAUGGUGCGCAUCCGAUUGAUGCAAACUCGAUACUGGUUGAGGAUUGUGAUAUCCUCAUCCCUGCAGCACUUGGUGGUGUCAUCAACAGGGAGAAUGCGAAUGAGAUUAAAGCAAAGUUCAUCAUUGAAGCUGCUAAUCAUCCAACUGAUCCUGAUGCUGAUGAGAUCUUGAGUAAGAAAGGUGUGGUCAUUCUCCCAGACAUAUAUGCAAACUCUGGAGGAGUCACUGUCAGCUACUUCGAAUGGGUUCAGAACAUACAAGGGUUUAUGUGGGAAGAAGAGAAGGUGAACAAUGAGCUGAAGACAUACAUGAAUCGUGGAUUCAAAGAUAUGAAAGAGAUGUGCAAAACUCACUCAUGUGAUCUCAGGAUGGGAGCUUUCACUCUCGGUGUUAACCGUGUGGCUCGUGCUACCGUUCUCAGAGGCUGGGGAGCUUGAGAAUGAUCUCUAUGGAAACUCCUUAAAUAAAACGAGCCAUAUCUCUAAUCCUUUGUCUUUUUUUUUAUCAUCUACUUUUGGAUUAGAGAUCCUCCUGAGUUUAUAACCAGAUUGAUGCGUGUUUAUGUAAUAAAACCAUGGAAUCUAUUCAUCACUUGAUAAUACCAAAGUAUCAGCUGGAAAACAUUUAUCAUCA